Messenger RNA from Erythranthe guttata (spotted monkey flower), 997 nucleotides. Its product is annotated as transcription factor bHLH36. NCBI's taxonomy places the organism in Eukaryota, Viridiplantae, Streptophyta, Magnoliopsida, Lamiales, Phrymaceae. Gene Ontology annotation, molecular function: DNA-binding transcription factor activity, RNA polymerase II-specific; RNA polymerase II transcription regulatory region sequence-specific DNA binding; protein dimerization activity. The record is from RefSeq and is a predicted model, not a curated record. Gene Ontology annotation, biological process: regulation of transcription by RNA polymerase II. Gene Ontology annotation, cellular component: RNA polymerase II transcription regulator complex.
GAAACCCUACCAUUUAAUAAAUUAAGUACGUACCCAUUAAAAGAUCUCAGAACAGAUUUUCAAGAAACCUAACAUAUCUUCCCACCUUUCCUUCUAAUUAUACUUCAUUUUUUUUUUUAUAUUGAAAGUUCAGAUCAGAAAUUUAAAUGGAGAGUACUAGUUCUUUCUCAUUCUUGCAGCAAGAAGACGAGCUCAGAAUCCUCAAUUUUCCGGAACUCGCAACAAUAUGGGACGAUGUCGGGUUCGAUCAAAUUCCGCCACCGAAAUGUAUCGACUUGGGAGAUAACAAAAACGGAAAAAUACCGAAGAAAUUAGAGAAAAAUAUUAUUGAAGAUCAGUUGAAGAAAAAAAGAUUGCACAGAGAAGUUGAAAGACAAAGGAGACAAGAAAUCUCUACCCUUUAUGCUUCUCUUCGUUCAGUCCUCCCUCCUCAACAUAUCAAGGGGAAGCGGUCGACAACAGAUCAAAUCGACGAGGCUGCAAAGUAUAUAAGGUAUGUGCAGAAUAAUAUUAAGGAACUGGGAAUCAAGAUAGAGAAUCUUAAGAGAUGGAGUACUAAAAAUGAAUCCGAAAAAGGAAACCCUAGCAAGAUUUUGCCUGUUGUUAAUGUUAAUGUUACAGUUCAGACAUGUUCAGCUGGAGUUGAAGUGUUGAUCAGUACUAGUGGUGAUAUUCUUGCCCUUUCAAGAAUCACGCAGCUGCUGCAUCAACAAGGGCUUACAGUCGUCUCGUGUAGUUUCACGAAGUUCGAUGGAAGGUUACUCUACACGAUCCAAUCCGAGGUCCUUGAUUAUAACAUUGCUGGUGUGGAUAUUCAGAAUCUGCAAAGAAAGUUGCAAGAUAAAAUCCGAGCGUUUUAUUGAACUGUGGAUCGGAAGGAAUUUAUAAUAUCGAUCAGCAUUAGUACUCUUGAUCGAAAUCAAUCAGAUUGAUUUCGUACUUGUAAUUUACGUACGUAUAACUUUUCGGGGUUUUAUCAUCAUAAUGAGUGCAGAUA